Ostreobium quekettii is the source of this 915-nucleotide messenger RNA. The record is from the annotation of a GenBank genome assembly. NCBI's taxonomy places the organism in Eukaryota, Viridiplantae, Chlorophyta, Ulvophyceae, Bryopsidales, Ostreobiaceae.
AUGGAACACCUGGCGCCCGAGGGGUACACGGUGGUCAGGCGGCUGGGGAGCGGCACCCACGGGUGUGUGACCCUGUGCGAGUGCCUCGCCACGAGGAAGCUGGUGGCUGUCAAGUCGCUGCCCCUGCGCGAUCCCGACGGCGCCCUGUCCACCGAGGUGCUGCGCGAGGCAUCCGUCCAUAAGGAGUUGCGCCACCCCAACGUGGUGUGCCUGCUGAGCUACACGGCCGAGCGCGACCGAAUGUUCCUCAUCCUGGAGGCAAUGGACUCGGACCUGGCGAUCCACUGCAGGGGCGUGCGGGAGGGCAGGGGUUUCGACCCCAUGGGGACCAAGAUUUUGAUGUACCAGCUGCUCAGGGGUGUGGGUUAUCUGCAUGAGAAGGGGAUCGUGCAUAGGGAUCUGACACCCAGAAAUGUGCUCCUGAAGUACAGUGCACACCGCAUGCAGCUGAAGCUUGCAGAUUAUGGGCUGUCUCGGUCAGUUGCCCUCCCGUGCAGAGUACUGACUCCACAGGUGGUCACCCUGUGGUACCGAGCACCAGAGGUUCUGCUGGGCUCCACAACAUACAGCGAAAAGGUGGACAUAUGGUCUGUAGGCUGCAUUUUUGCGGAGAUGGCCACUGGUCGCCCGAUCUUCCCUGGGACAUCGGAGAUUGAGCAGUUGCAACUGAUCUUCCGUGAGCUGGGGACCCCACCAAACCUCAACGCAACAUUUGGACUGGGGCGUGCCGCUCCAGAAUUUCCGCGUUUCCAGGCGCAGAGGCGCUUUCCAGCCCAGAAUUUGAACGCGCCUGGGGUGGACCUCUUGUGGAGGCUCUUGUGCCUCGCCCCAAAGGACAGGGUGUCCUGUGGGGAGGCUUUGAGGCACCCUUACUUUGCGGGUUUGAGCCCGUGCCAGAGGAAUGGGUGGAGAUGA